Hermetia illucens (black soldier fly) is the source of this 1704-nucleotide messenger RNA. RefSeq lists its product as uncharacterized. Bases 449 to 1681 code for a protein of 410 amino acids. The transcript has 6 exons. Lineage: Eukaryota; Metazoa; Arthropoda; Insecta; Diptera; Stratiomyidae. The record is from RefSeq and is a predicted model, not a curated record.
UCCGCAUUCUACAUGUCCAGUGCGGUUUAAUAUCGUGUUUCGUAUCAGCGCUCCAACCAACCAUUUGUUGGAUGGUUUUGUGUUCUGCCGAACCCAAGUUUAUGUAAUUGAGGAAUUAGUUAGUAAUUACCGUGUCAAGAAGGAGAUGCUCUAAUUAACACACCAACCUUCAAAUCUCCCGUUGAUAACGUUUGUAAAUGAACGUGUGAUAACGUCCGUACAGAACUUGGAAUUGUCAAGCGUGCGACCAGAGGCAAAUUUAAAGCGUAAAAGUGUCUAACUUUAUCUGAAACUAAGGCGACCAAUGCGGAAUCAGAACUUAUCCCUCAAAUUUCAAGUGAAUUUUCCCCCUGGACCAAAUUCUCGCUCGUUUGAGAUUUGAGUUGAAUCCGUGAAUAUAGAUUUUGCGCUUUUAAAGAAACGAAUUCGGAAUGCCGGAAGAGUCACGAUGCUGGUGGACUUUAAUAAUAUCAACAUUCCUGAGUUCAUGGACUCUACGUUUUUUGAAGCUGCAUUUAAAAGUGGAUUCAAUGAGAAGGUCGUCAAACUGAAGAAUGUCUUCUUCACAAUGGGGCCCAGACUAGGCGAAAAUUACAUCAGCCAUAUUUACAGAGCUGACGCAACCUACAACGACGGAGGCUCAGACAAUAAAACGAUAUCCCUCAUAAUUAAAACUCAACCCAGUGGUCCUCUUGGGGCUCAUUUCGCAGCGUUGGGUUUGUUUACUCGGGAACGCAAUGUUUAUGUACAUGCUCUACCGGAAAUAGAACGCCUGCUUGAUGGUGAAGCUAUUGCUCCCAGAUUUCUAUAUUAUACGCCGGCGCCAGUUGAAACUCUUGUCUUUGCGGAUGUUACACCUCUGGGAUAUAUCCUUGCCGAUCGCGUUAAAGGGUUGGAUGAGGAGCACUGUGGAUUGGUCUUCGAAAAACUGGCCAAAUUUCAUGCAGCUUCAAUUGUUCUCGCUAAAAUGCAACCCCAAAUAUUCCAAAUGCUUAGUGUAGACCGUUUUGCUAAAAAUGACGGUAACCAGGAUAUGAUGCAAAGAACCUUAUUAAAUAAUUUCGAGCAUUUCGCCAAAGUAGUAGAAACAUGGCCAGGCUUCAAGGAUACGCCCGAAAAAAUUCGCAGAUUUAUGUCCACAAUCCCGCAGAACAUGGCCAAAUGGUGCGGACCUUCUAAUGAAGAAAUAAAGGUCCUUGUUCACAAUGAUCUAUGGGUCAACAAUAUUUUGUUUAAAUAUAAGGAUGGAAUGCCGGUCGAUCUGUACUUUAUUGAUUAUCAGGGGUCGGUGUAUUCGAGUCCUGGUAUCGAUUUCUCUCAUUUCUUCUAUACAAGCCCCCAGUUUGAUGUUUUGAACCAAAAGCGAGAUUUGCUGAUCGAAGGGUAUUACUACAAAACUUUCAAGUCAACCUUGGAGAAUUUAGGAUAUAGUCCCAUUCCCACUUUGGAGAAUAUUCUUGAAGAAAUCAAGAAACGAGAAACAGUUGGUUUUUUCUGGUCUGUGGUGAAACUGUUCCUUAUUUGUAUGGAUCCAAGUGAUUGUGGCGAAAACAGUUUGGAAAAUUUGAAUGAUAAAGACAAAGGAGACAAAAUUCGUGCAAUUGGAAUGUCUUCAAAAAGAUUUGUGUCUACUAUGCAAUAUGUUUUGAGAAGAAUGGAGAAAAUUGGCGUUUUGAAAUAAAUGAAGCAGUCAAACAUAAUCAA